Mesoplodon densirostris (Blainville's beaked whale) is the source of this 1370-nucleotide messenger RNA. RefSeq names its product zinc finger protein 414 (gene ZNF414). The transcript is spliced from 8 exons. The coding region runs from base 111 to 1280 and encodes 389 amino acids. The record is from RefSeq and is a predicted model, not a curated record. NCBI's taxonomy places the organism in Eukaryota, Metazoa, Chordata, Mammalia, Artiodactyla, Ziphiidae.
GCGAAAAAUGGCGCCGACGUGAGCGCGAGCCUGCGGCCACCGAAGGAGUCACCGCAGCCUUAGCUGGAGCCGCCGGAGCCGCGGGAACAAGAGGCAGAACCAGGCCGAGGAUGGAGGAGGAAACCUCGGGUCCCAGCCCAGACAUGCCUGGCACUGCAGAGCCCAGCUCCAGUGAGACCGACAAGGAGGUGUCCCCAGCUGUGGCUGCUGUAGCCACCUCCUCUUCCAUGGGGGAGGAGCCAGGCUCUGACCAGGCAGCCACACCCCCAGUGUGGGAACGUGGAGGGCUUGGAGGGACCCAGCAGGGUGCCUCCCCAGCCCCAGACAGUGGCCAUGCUGGCCCUGGACCCGGCCUUGGCCUGACCAGCACUGUCUCCGGAACCAGUGAGGACCUGCGGCCUCCCAGACGACGCCCACCACCAGGGAAGCAGAUACCCUGCUCCAGCCCUGGCUGCUGCCUCAGUUUCCCCAGCGUUCGAGACCUGGCACAGCAUCUGCGUACCCACUGCCCACCCACACAGUCCCUGGAAGGCAAGCUCUUCCGCUGUUCCGCCCUGAGCUGCACCGAGACUUUCCCCAACAUGCAGGAACUGGUGGCACACGGCAGGCUGCACUACAAACCCAAUCGCUACUUCAAGUGUGAGAACUGCCUCCUGCGCUUUCGCACGCACCGCUCCCUCUUCAAGCACCUGCAUGUUUGCGCCGAGCAUGCGCAGAGCCCAGCCCCGCCGCCACCCCCCGCCCUCGACAAGGAGCCACCAGCGCCCGAGCGCCCCACGGAGUCCGACCCUCCGUCGGCGCCUGGGCUACAGUUCCCGCUGCUGGAGCCGUUCACGACCCCUGCCCCUGCCCCCACCGGGCCCUUCCUGCCAUACUUGAACCCCGCGCCCUUUGGCCUAAGUCCCCCACGCCCGCGCCCCUUUCUGGCCGCCGCUCCCGGGCCGCCUGCCUCCAGCGCCGCAGUCUGGAAAAAGAGCCAAGGUGCCGGCGGCAGCCCGCGAAGACCCCAGGGCGGCUCCGAUACGCCCUCAGGGCACGCGGCCCCGAGCCGCAUCGUGUGGGAGCACACGCGCGGCCGCUACUCGUGCAUGCAGUGCGCCUUCUCCACGGCCUCGCGGCCCGCCAUGACCCUACACCUGGAGGACCACCGCCCCAUCGCCCCCGCGGCGCCGGCGCCCGGGCAGCCGCGCCCCGACGCGCCGGCGGACCCCGCCCCGCUGGCACCCAAGGUGUCGCCGCUGCUGUCAGAGGGGGAGUGUCCGGUUUUCUCGCUGCUGUGAACCACGCCGCGUUGCGGGUGGGCUGUGGGUAGUUUUGUAAUUUUAGGGGGGCCUGCGAUGGACGGGGUGGCGGGACAAUAAAAGAGGCAG